GCCGUCGGAGCCGCUCGGGCCGCCCAGGCGCGGGGCCGGGGAGGAGCCCAUUGGCCGCGAGAGCUGCCGCUCAGGGCCGGGGGGAGGGGCGGAGCGCCGGGUCUGCCGCUGCUCUCCUUUGUGCUGUCGUCGGGGAAGGGGCGCCGCGCCGGGCAGGACUGGAUUUGAGUGGCAGCCAUGCCUUCGGACGAGACCCCUCUGCCUGGCCUCCUGCCAAAGCCGGGGAAGGAGGAGCCCACUCCGGCCAGGUCCCUGAAGGCAGAGAGCCCCCUCUCCAAGGGCCAUGCGGGGCAGUCUGCCAGGAAGGCAGGCGGUGGGGGGGCUGCCUGGAAGUCCCGCCACCCAGCCAGCGAAGGGGAGAAGGACUCUGGAUUUUCAGAUGUGAGUUCGGAGUACCUGAGCAACGUGGAGCAGACGGACACGGAGGAGCAGCCUGCUUGCCCGCUGCGCCGACCGGCAAGGUUGCAGCGGGUGCCUCCGAAGGCCUCGGCGGGGCUCCCUGGCAGCGCCUUCACGGGCAUCACUCCUCUUUACAUUGUCAAAAACGUUCUCCUCAAACAGCCCCUGGGAGCCUCCCCCACCACCCAGCUCCUGGCCUGGAGCAGCCAGCACCCGCUUGACGGCAGCCAGGGCUCCCCUGCCCGCGUCCUCUUCAUCCAGCAGCCAGUGGCCGCCUUGAAGCCGCUGCUCCCUGGCCGGAAGGCUCCUGCCAAGGACACCUCCCUGCCCGUCCUCAGCGCCUACCCCAGAAUUGCUCCCCAUCCGGGCCGUGACCCCAAGGCCCCCCUGCCAGGAGGCGCCAGCCAGAACAAGCGGUUCUGUCUCGAAGAGACCUGGGUAUCCUCUUCUGAGCCUGCGGCACCCACAGGAGGCAGGGAGCCCCCGCCGCUGCUCUGCCCGCCGGCAGGCCUGGGGGCCCUCUCCCAGGACACGGUGACUUCCUCCACCAGCCCUGCCCUGCCCGGCUUGGACCCGGCGGAGGGGCGGAUGAUCUCCAGGGCCUGCAAGAAGCUGGGCUGCAGCAGCGUGGGCAAGCAGCGGCGCUUCCACAACACGGUGGAGAUCCUGAGGAAGUCGGGGCUGCUGAGCAUCACCCUGAGGACCAAGGAGCUGAUCCGGCAGAGCAGCAGCACCCAGCGGGAGCUGGCCGAGCUGCGGGAACAUGCCCAGCUCUUGUGCGAGGCCGUCCAGAGCAACGACCCCCAGGCCUGGGCCCGCCUCCAGGAGGCCAUGAGCCGCUCCGCCGCCUACUGGGCCAGCAAGGGGGCCGGCUCUUGCGCACCGCGGGGGAGGCAGGGGGCGGGGGCAGCUGAGGGGGUGGGCCCUUCUGCGGAUGCUGCCGGAGAGUCCCCGCCCAGCUCGCCCAUGAACUUGUCCCUCGCGCCCGAUGCUCUGGUGCCCGUGGCACUGCCUUAGUGCCCCCAGCCCCAAGGGUGUUCUCGGAAAAGAGGCCUCUUUGGAGGGAUCCGUCUCUGGCCACCGAGCCCUUGCCUCCCUCUGUGUGGUGGAGGAGCCUGCAGGGAGGGCUGGGCUAGGUUUGCCACCCACUGGGGGCCCCGCUGUGUGCCUGUGGGCACACCUGGGCUUGCCUCCUCUCAGUGUGGAGGUUCGGGCUGGGCUCUGCUGUUCCGGGCUGCGCUUUAGAUAGUCUGGGAGCUGGGGGCAUUGUGUGUGUGUGUGUGUAUGUGUGUGUGUGUAGAGGUAGAAGGGGCAACGGGGUCGCGGGCAAGAUGGGGAAAGAGAGGUGUGGAACAAGAAGACGCUUUUCUCUCCACUUAUCAAUAAUAUCUCCCACGUUCCCUCCGCGGAACUCAGGGUGGUGAAUGUUUGAUCUUUGUACCAGCUGGCCCCGAGAGAGAAUGCCUGAGGCCAUCCAGACCCAGGUCUCCUUGGCCAGUGCCCUGUCCAUUUAGUGGCCUCGACUGUCAAGUAGUCCCUUCCCCUGAACAGAUGCUGCCCAGCUGCAGCCCCCAUUCACUGGUUUUGAGAGAAGCGUAGCAUCGUGGUGCCCUGGCCAAAGCAUCUGGUGAAGGAUGAGAUUCCUGCCUAACUGGAAAGCUUGCCUGUUCUUCCACCGACAGAAGAUGGGCCAACAAUAUCUGUAUCUCUAUGGACAAAACUCUGGUGAAUGGCCCACCUCUUCUCGUUGCUGUGUUUGGCGACUUGGACAAGCCUGGGUGGGACUAACUGGCUACUGGGUUUCAAGACGGACCCUGCUGUAAAAGAGCCACACGCAAAAAAGGCAUCUUCUCUGUCUGAAGCUUCCCUGUUCCUGAAGUGCUGUUGGCUCCUGCGGCCUUUCGGUCCAGAACCAAACUGGUCCCUGCCCUCUUAUCUGUGGGUUUGGGGUGACAUUCUUUGCUGUGGACAGAUUUGUUUUUAAAAUAAAUAAAAAUAUUCCUGA
Hemicordylus capensis (graceful crag lizard) is the source of this 2404-nucleotide messenger RNA. RefSeq names its product CLOCK interacting pacemaker (gene CIPC). The record is from RefSeq and is a predicted model, not a curated record. Bases 178 to 1416 code for a protein of 412 amino acids. Gene Ontology annotation, cellular component: nucleus. The transcript has 4 exons. Gene Ontology annotation, biological process: negative regulation of circadian rhythm; negative regulation of DNA-templated transcription. NCBI's taxonomy places the organism in Eukaryota, Metazoa, Chordata, Lepidosauria, Squamata, Cordylidae.